UGUAUCAGGGAGGAUGCUGGAACUCUAGUUAUUCCCAUCGAGAGACGCGGUUCCCUGAUAAUUCAGUCAAGGCUCUCUGUGGCCACAAGACCAUCGUCUCCAGUAGAGGCUGUUGCUGGUGUUGACUACACGCACUAUGAGUCUAAUUUCAACUACCGAGGAGGAAUCCGCCAGGAUACCCUGAAGUUUGUGUAUAUUCCAAUAAUUGAUGACACUAUUGAAGAGGCACGAGAGAGCUUUGAGGUUACAUUUACCCCAACAAGAAAUUUCUAUCUUCGUAACAACGUCAUCAAAGUCAUAAUUUGCGACGAUGAUGGAGAUCACGUUGACCCUUGUAUAUGUGACGAAGUACCUAUUGAAGUGUGGUUUGAGCCUAGUGCCUACACAGUCAAUGAAGCUUCUGGGACAGUUACUCUGACUAUCAGAACAAACAUAGCAGGUGGUCCACCAGUUGGUACUCUAAGCUUUGGUACAAGAGAUGGAACAGCAACAGCCGAGAGUGACUAUACUUCAACGACAAUGUAUGAAGUAAUGUUUGGCGAAGGUUCCUUCACAGCGUCUGUAGCGAUUCCAAUCAUAGACAACUCCAUAGGAGAAGGGGAAGAGAAAUUUUAUGGCUCAUUAGCUACAAUCGGAGAUGCCAAUGUGUUGAUAACACAAGACACAGCAGAAAUUCAUAUAAUUGACAACGAUGUGGAAGUAUGGUUUCAGCCAACUGCCUAUACUGCCGGUGAGGCUACUGGAACAAUCACCGUCACAAUCAAGACUAACCUAGCGGGGGGACCAGAAGAUGGCUCUGUGGUGUUCACAACAGUAAAUGGAAGUGCUACAGCUCCUAGCGACUAUAUCACCACAACCUAUGACGUUACAUUUGAAGCGACUUCCUACAGCACAACUGUGACCAUCCAAGUAGUUGAUGAUUCAAUAGGAGAGCCUGAAGAAGUUUUCUACGGGUCCCUGAGUCUUGUUGGGAGCUCUCCUGUUAACAUCACUGAAGACAGAGCAAAUAUCCUUAUCACCGAUGAUGACAUACGGGUAUGGUUUGAGCCUACAUUCUACACUGUUAAUGAGAGUUCAGCGACAGUUACUCUGAUUGUGAGAACCAAUGUACCUGGAGGUCCACCACUUGGAGAAGUGGAAUUUUACACGGUGGACAACACUGCAAUCUCGUCCGGAGACUUUAUAGAAGUCUUGGGGUUUCCCGUGAGAUUUCCAGAAGGUUCCUUCACCACGAGAGCAACAGUCAUGAUAAAUGACGACAACAUACUGGAAGAAAACGAAGUAUUCCUCGCCAGACUUCGCCACGUUGGAGUAGAGACAAUAAACAUUGUGGGGGAAGAGGCCCGAGUUAUGAUAGCUGAUAAUGACAUCGCUGUUAUGGGGUUUAGUCCGUCGGAGUACACCAUCAACGAACAAGGGUCUUUUGUGGUCCUCAAUGUUGUCAAUAGGAACCCAAACUUGGAAAGAGAGGUCGUAGUGCAAAUUGGAACACUCUCUGGUUCUGCUGAGGAAGGAUCAGAUUUCAUAGGAAGUGUCCAAACUAUUACAUUCACCUCGGGAAGUACAAGUGACAGUGUGUCGGUGUACGUCAUUGACGACGAGGCAUACGAAGGGACUGAAGAUUUCUAUGCUACGCUCACAACUAUCGACACUAGCGUCAGAAUAUUUGAAGACAAUGCCAACAUCAGAAUCAUCGAUAAUGAUGUGAAGGUGUUCUUUGACGUGGAUACGUACGAAGUCUCAGAGGCCAAUGGAAGUGUUGAACUCUGCGUACGAAGAGAAGGGGAUAUUUCAAGAAGUUUGACUAUUCAGGUCACCUCUGGGGAUUUCAACUCACAGCAAGCGGCAGAUGGAAAUGAUUAUCAAGCGUUUCAGCAGUCUGUGACAUUUGGAACAGAUGAGAACAGAGCCUGUUUUAGUGUAGUCAUACUGGAUGACUCGCUCAGUGAAGGGCCUGAAAACUUUAUCGCCAGAAUUGUAUCCGAAACAAGUGGAUUUCAUAUAGGCACUCCUGAUACAACUAUUGUAUCUAUUGCAGACGAUGAAAGUCUCAUCAUUGACUUUGUUGCAUCAGAGUAUACCGUUUCUGAAGAUGAAUCUGUCGUUUCAAUAUGUUUGAGAACCAAUACUGGCAUUGAUGAACCAGUCAAUGUUAUCAUCACAACAAGGCAUAUAUCAACUUCUGAUGGUGACUAUGACACCAGCGCUAAAGUAGUGAUAAUUUCAGCAUCUCCAGAGGCCUCAGUGACUUGUACAGAUAUCGCCAUUACAGACGACACUAUUGUGGAGUGGAAUGAGGAUUUCCACGUGGCCUUUGAGAUUCCUCCAGGCACAAUUGCCAAAUCAGGAGUCUUUAAUGUCACACGAAUAGUCAUUGUUGAUGACGACGAGGCAAGAAUAGGUUUUAACCCAAGUUCAUAUACUGUGGAAGAGAGUGCUGGAAUUGUGAUUUUUGAAGUAGAGAACAUGACUCCAGUAAUGGAGCGAGAUGUAAUUGUGCAAUUUUACACCAGCGAUGGCAGCGCAUCAGAUGGAAGCGACUUUAUUGGCGUCCAAAGUAUCUUCUCACAUACACUGACAUUUUCUGCUGCUGAAACCAAGAAGUACGUCAUUGUCCCAGUAAUGGAUGACACCAUUUUUGAAGGAAGUGAAGUGUUCUAUGGACAUCUAGUAACUCAACACAGUGGCGUUUCUAUCACGGAACAAAAUGCUACUGUUGUCAUAACUGACAAUGAUUUUAUUGAGAUUGGAUUCACUCCAAAUAGCUACAUUAUUGAAGAGGGGGAAACUGCUGUGCUGUUCAUUGAGAAUAGAUAUCCUGACAUGGAGACUGAAGUCACAGUUCGCGUGGAGUUUACUAGCGGAACUGCAACAGUUCAAGAGGACUUUGUUGGGUCUGCUGUCAAUGUCACCCUUUUGCCUGGUGACACACAGGUGAAAGUGUCAGUGCCAACUACCAAUGAUGUCGUGUUAGAAACCACCGAAGAGUUUUAUGCCAGGGCAACGCUGUUUAUCUCUCGCGUGUCUGUUUUUGAGUCCAGUGCGAGUAUCCUCAUACAGGACAAUGACGAGGUUUGGGUGUCUUUUGAGUCUGACAUCUAUUUGGUGGACGAGGACAGAGGACCGGUAGUGGUGUGUAUAGCCAGAGAAGGAGAGAUAUCAGAGACUCUCACAGUGCAAGUUUCCACCUCUGAGUUGGAGCCACUUGAGGCCAAAGCUGGUGAUGACUUUUUACCAAUCAGCGGAGUUCCAAUUCAGUUCAGACCUGAUCAGUACCGGACCUGCUUCCCAAUUGCUAUUGUCAACGACGACGAGUACGAGGGUUUUGCAGAAAACUUUACAGUCACCAUAGCAACUCUACCACUAGGAGUGAGCCUUGGAGAGUCUUACACGACCACUAUAUCAAUUCUUGACAAUGAUAAAUUAGAACCAAUCUCUGCUGAGCUGUGUGGAGAUGUGUGUGACAGACUGGAUAGAAUCGAUGCUCUGCUGGAUAAAAUCUGUGAUAAACUGAACAUUCAGGGAGAUCAGCUCGUGGAAGUAUUAAGACUGUUUUCCAACACACUGCCAGAAAAAUAAUGCACAAAUAUCUGUUGCACCAAAAGUUCUUAUAUAAUUAUCGUUCAUUAUGCACAAGAUCAUUUAAAGAUGUGAAA
This is a messenger RNA of Geodia barretti, 3656 nucleotides long. NCBI's taxonomy places the organism in Eukaryota, Metazoa, Porifera, Demospongiae, Tetractinellida, Geodiidae. The record is from the annotation of a GenBank genome assembly.